AUGGCUACAAAGAUUGAAAAUAUUUCUCACUCAGAGUUACAUAGUAAUGGCUGUUCUUCUGCACAUUUGUAUCUACCUCCCGAUUAUGAAUCAAUCGAAGCCAUAGAGCUACCCCCCAUUUCACCUGCAUCGUCCUCUACAAACUCUCUUCCCGAGUACACAAACAUAUACAACAACGGAGACUCCUUAAUUCCUAAAGCAACCGACUUCCAUCCUACAAAGCAACUUCAGAUCCAAGCAUCCGGAUUGCCUCUCAUCAGGCUGCCUCUACCCCCACAGCCAGAUCCCAUCUACAUUUUCAACGUCGCACCAACAGGAGGCAUCGAGGAAGCAGAAUACGUCUCUGUUCGACCAGCUCGAAACUCAGGAUCAUGCUUCUUAGCUCGAGCAAAUGAUUGUUCACAAAAACCACUCUGCACGACAACAUAUCGCUUUGGACCAGGCAAACCUCCCAAGAUCCGCCUCGAGGCAGAAAUCUCACAGAACAGGCAAACAGAGGAUAUAGAGAUCAGCUGCAAGGGUGUCUUGACCCGCAGCGUAAUUAUGCGAACUCAUCUUGGCACAUUCGAAUGGCGAUAUAGUUCCCGCGCUGAACGUCGUGCCGCGCAAGCCUCUGUCGGCGAGCAAGUCGACUGUCUACUUAUUCUCGACCAGGUGAUCAAGGUAGCAGUCGCAGGUGGGAAACAAGAGGAGCGAAGACGCAAGGUUGGGCAGUUUGUGCGAAGCAGUGGACUUCGUACUCCCGGUUCCAAGAGGAGUACUGCUGGGAAUGGAGGGCGACUUAUGCUUGAUCUGCGUGAGUGGAUGGACAGAAAGGAGGAACGGAACGAGAUGGAAAUCCUUGCUGCGACAAGCUGUAUAUCUAUGUUGAAGAAGGAGGUUGAUAGGAGGAGGAUGCAUCAGGCUAUUGCGAUCAUGGGGGGUGCUUCUGGCGGUCCCUAA
Fusarium poae is the source of this 942-nucleotide messenger RNA. RefSeq lists its product as uncharacterized. The transcript has a single exon. Bases 1 to 942 code for a protein of 313 amino acids. Lineage: Eukaryota; Fungi; Ascomycota; Sordariomycetes; Hypocreales; Nectriaceae. The record is from RefSeq and is a predicted model, not a curated record.